Molecule: messenger RNA, 3465 nt
Organism: Aegilops tauschii subsp. strangulata
Lineage: Eukaryota; Viridiplantae; Streptophyta; Magnoliopsida; Poales; Poaceae
Source: RefSeq, a predicted model, not a curated record
ACACGCAGUUUUUCUUCAGAUAUAGAAAACCCAAACGCUGGAUAGGAGGGCCAAAAUUAGGAUCGACAGUAGGAGUAGGAUUUAGGGGGAAAGUAGAGGGGGACACUGCAGAUCGAAGAAAGCACAGCCGCCGCCGCGAUGAGCGCAACGGAGAAGAGCACGGAGGGGGAGGGGGAGGGGGAGGGGUCCCAGCGCGUGGAGGCGUUCCUCGACAUCCUCGGCCGCGUCCCGAUGGGGGAGGUGGAGGGGGCGCUGACCUCCUGCGGCGUCGGCCCGACGGCGGAGGCCGCGGAGCAGGUGCUCAAGUCCGAAACCUGCUACUCCCGCCCCAAAUCGGCCGUCCGCUUCUUCCGCUGGGCGAAGGCGUCCGUGCAGCUCACCCCCUUGGCCUGGAACCUCCUCGUCGACAUCCUCGGUAAGGCCGCCAUGUUCGAUCCCAUGUGGGACGCCGUCCUCUCCAUGAGCCAGGAGGGCGGCCUCCUCUCCGUCGCCACAUUCGCCUCCAUGUUCGCCUCCUACUGCGCGCGCGGCAACUUCAAGGAAGCCGCCAUGGCCUUCGACGUCAUGGAGCGCCACGGCGUGACGCCGGACGCCGUUGCCCUCAACUCCCUCCUCGCCGCCAUGUGCCGCCGGGAUGGCGGCGGGCAGGCCGCGUGGGAGCUUUUCGAACGCUACAAGACCACGGUCGCGCCCGACGCCGACACCUUCGCGAUACUGCUCGAGGCGUGGGAGAAGGAGGGGAACGUCCAGCGCGCCAAGAGCACCUUCGGCGAGAUGGUCGUCCGCGUCGGGUGGGACGCCAGCAACAUGCCUGCCUACGAUGCUUUCCUCUCCACGCUCGUGCGAGGGGACCAGUUCAACGAGGCACUCAAGUUCCUCCAGGUGAUGCGGACCAAGGGCUGCCUCCCGGGGCUCAAGUUCUUUGCCAACGCGAUCGACCUUGUCGUCCGCAAGGGAGACCAUGCCAAUGCUAUUGCUAUCUGGCAAAUUAUGGUCUCGGAUGCAGGACUGGUUCCCAAUCUCCCAAUGUACAACGCCGUAAUUGGCCUCUGCUCUAGUGUCGGUAACACCGACUACGCCUUCCAGAUGCUCGAUGAAAUGCCCUUAAAUGGGGUCUUUGCAGAUUCUGAUACAUAUAAUUCCAUACUUGAGGGGCUCAUCAAGCAGCGCAAGGCUCGUGAGACUGAAGGUUUCCUCGCGGAGAUGAGCAAGAACGAGCAGCUGCCCUCCGCCUCCAACUGUGCUGCUGCUAUCAGCUUAUUUUGUCAGGAGUUUAACCCAUCUGCCGCAGUUGACGUUUGGCACUGCAUCGUGGAGCACCAAAUUACUCAGGCUGAGGAAUCAGCCAAAGAGUUAAUAGCUGGGCUUCUCGACUUUAGCAGGUUCGCCGAGGUGAAGAAAUAUACCGAUCAGAUGCUUGACAUGGGAAUUGAGUUGCCCCAGUCCACCAUUGAAAAAAUGAAGCGAGCAUUUUACAAGGCUGAGAGGCACCACACAUAUGACCAACUUGCACGAAGGUUGAAGCGGCGGUAACAACACAUUGAUGGUAUAAUUCAUUAGGCGUGACUAUGCAAAACUGGAAAGUGCCGCUAAUCGGAAAUUGACCCGCCAGAGAAGAAGCGGGUGGGUGAGCGCCAAACAGCAGCUCCUUGCUUAAAGAUCUUGGUUCUGAACUUAUAAUAAAUCUGAGUAGAACGUUGUGCGACUCCUUGAUGGCAGGACCUUGUGGGGCGAUCGAUUCAAAGUACCUUUUAGGAUUGUAUCCAUAGGAUUUUUUUUCUUUCUUAUUAUGAAGGCUGUUUGAUUUGUAGGACCAUAAUCCCUUUAAUUUUUUCCUAGGGCAUUUCCUACUGUCUGAUGCUUCUGAGAAAAGUUAUUGUCGUUUUCCUAUGGUGCACUCAAGCAUUCAUUUCAUUGCUAGAAAUUCUUAUGGUUGUCAAACCUACUGGAUACAGGAAGUCAUGGCAUUGUAACUCCCAUAUUUUUCCUAUUCCUGUGUUUUUUCAUGGUGCAUUUUGAAUCCUGCUAAUCAUAGGGGCCUAAUGUAUAUAUUCCCAUAUUUUGUUCUUCCACGAGGCCAAUGAUAGCAGGAAUGCGGCCUUCCCUUGGUAGCACUAGAAGUGUAGGGUAUGGUAGCUUCGACAAGCUAAAAAAACACACAACAGCGGCAACCUUAUAUUGAGGGGAAUCGUUAAGAGGUAUAUAGAGGAGUAUGCGGGAUCGGCAGUGGCACGUUAUCCGCUUGAUCCGUCAAAGUCGAGGUUUGUUGUUGGUUUGGGGUAUGGGCUCAUUUUUUUUCUUUGAUAUAUGUGGUGGACUAGGCAGUACGCAAUUGUACAUGGGAAAGUAGCCGUUGUUUUUUUGGCACUGAGGUAAAAAACCUAGCCUCCUACACUGGCAAGAGUAUAUUCUUAAGACUAGCUUCACUAAAUUCUCUCCUUGCUGAUUAUGCCAUAUAUGGCUUGGCCAUUGUUUUUAAGGCGGUAAGGCGACCUAAGGCGAGCACCACCCGCUCUAGCGCCUAGGCGACGCCUAAGCGCCUAUGGCGGACGCCUAAGCGCCUAAGGCGGGCAUAUUUGUAAGGCGCUGCCCGGGCGCCUAAGCGUCCAAGGCAGGACGCCUUAAAAACAAUGGGCUUGGCGCUAAUAAACAAGUAGGAAGAGUAAAUUGCACAGUAGGUUUGCAAACUUGCCUUGUUGGAUCAGUUUAGUUAAUAAUUUGCAAAAUGUGAGUUCAACAGCUUAAACAUGGCAAAGUGUUUGAACCACCAAUCUAAAUGAGGCAAAGUGCGCCCCCCCCCCCCCCCCCCCCGCUUUCUUCUUUUUUGUUUCGCCAAGUAUGCCCCUACCUCUUUGUCCCAUUUGACUGCAUUGUGCUCUCUCAGCUGUUGCUUGGGUCGUAGACACCGCCAGCCACUAGCAUCUGUCUCAGCCAAGGUGAGAGAGUGGGAAAGAGAUAUGUUGAAUGAGGGAGAGAGAACGGCUGAGAAAUAGCGGAAGAGGUGAUGUUUUUAUUUUGGACAAAUCCCAGGUUAGCUAGUUUUUUUGUCUUACGUGGCUUGCUUGUUGGUGGAAUUGGUCCAAAGAUGCACCACUGUCAAUUUUAGCAUGCCCACUUCUUUAGAAUGUCUGUUAUUAAGUUCAGGUUUGUGUAUUUAUGUGACUCUGUUGUUUAGCUGAUUUUUUUAAUGUUUAACCUGGACAACAUAAGUUGGACACCUCUUGUGGUGCUUUCAAGCAAUCAACUUCUGAUUUAAGCACCAAAUGGUCCAAAAUCAAUAUGUUUUACUUUUAUGAUGGUGUAGUUUUACAUGAAAAAAAAACUAAUCUGAAGAUACAUGAAAGAUUAGUUGUACUUGCGUGAAUAGUAGCAUUUGUCCUCUUUUCUUCUGACUUUUUAGUUAUCGUUUGUCAUAUUUCUCAGUUUAAUUACUCUUGAGGUAUGAAUUUAAGAGUGGAAUUUCAU